Molecule: messenger RNA, 7478 nt
Organism: Alosa sapidissima (American shad)
Lineage: Eukaryota; Metazoa; Chordata; Actinopteri; Clupeiformes; Clupeidae
Gene: urm1
Product: ubiquitin related modifier 1
Exons: 5
Coding region: 59-364 (101 amino acids)
Biological process (GO): protein urmylation; tRNA thio-modification
Cellular component (GO): nucleus; cytoplasm
Molecular function (GO): protein tag activity
Source: RefSeq, a predicted model, not a curated record
AGAAGAAAGGACAGUUCUUUCCGGUAAUGACGCAUUACUUCCGGAUUAAGAAAGCAACAUGGCGGCGCCCAUAUCCCUACAUCUGGAGUUUGGGGGCGGAGCAGAGCUACUGUUUGAUGGGGUCAAGGAUCAUCAUGUGACUUUGCCCAGCCAAUCGGACCCCUGGGACAUGAAGCAGCUGCUGGUGUGGAUCCAGAGGAACAUGCUAAAGGAACGACCCGAGCUCUUUGUGCAGGGGGACACUGUGAGGCCAGGGAUACUGGUGCUAAUCAACGAUGCAGACUGGGAGCUGAUGGGUGAGCUGGAGUACCAGCUUCAGGACCAAGAUAAUGUGGUCUUCAUCUCUACUCUGCAUGGGGGAUAACCCCCCCCCCAAUAUAAAAACAGACUGUGGACGCUAACAGAGGAUCCCCAACCCCCACCACCGGCCAGCUAUAUCUCCCCUCUCUGCCUUACGUAGCUCAUCAAGGCCGAGACACAACGCCCCCCAUGGAUGCCCAGUGCUGAUUCAGUGAUCCACCAAUGUUACACUGAAAGGUUCUGAUGGGUUUCUCACCCUGACUUGUGACCUUCAACGUGAGGGGUGUGGGGUGUAUGUUCAUUGUGUGUGUGUGUGUGUGUGUGUGUGUGUGUGUGUGUGUGUGUGUGAAUGAGAGCGAGAGAGAGACCCUUUGGAGACACAGAUGCUUGACCAGCGUCCUAUCAGGCCUGGACACCUGAGUCCAGAGUGUUUUGAUCUGAUUGUGUGUGUGUGUGUGUGUGUGUGUGUGUGUGUGAGAGAGAGUGUAUGGACAGAGGUCGGUCUGUCUAGACAGUGUGCAGAUGGACCUUUGAGAGGCAUACAGAGGUCAACCUUUAAGACCAUGGUCUGUGCGUGCUCAUUUUUGUUCAUUAUGCUAAAUCUAAUUUUAUACUGUUGUAGCCUAUAUAUCAUUAAUCAAACGAAACUGUCUGCUUCAAUAUUUUAAGUUCUAAAAAUAGGAUGACAUGGGCUUGUGUUUAAAUUAAAUGUUACUUUUUGGCAAGAAUUUCAAUGUAUAUUGUACCUUUUCAUAUUUAAAAAAAAUCAAUACAAGUGAAAAGAAAAUUUAGAUGGAGAUUUGUUUUAAAAUAAAAUAUAGACUGGUAGAUUAUGGUUCACUUUUUAAUGGGUUCACACCGAUAGACUUUAAAGAAAUUAAAUUAAAUAAAUCCUCUUAAUUUUAUCCUUCAAAAUAUGUACAAACAUAUAUAUUUUACUUGUAGCCUAUUUACCAUUAGGCCUACAGUAGGCUAACCUUAGUAGGCCUAUAGCUUACUAAGAGAAAGAUGUGGAGUUGAGUACGGAGAGUCGUGUUGCCCAUCUCUCUCACUAUACAUUCAUCGGAGCAACCUUUAGGAUCGCGGUGGGAGGUCGCAGUUCCGCUUCAGGCGCUGCCUUCAGAUGAGGAGAGAAGACUCUCGGUAAAGGAUGCGAUUUGUAACGGAAAACAGACUGAUAAUGGAUACAAUACUGCUCAUGCUAAUGGCGUAGUAUUAUCAGCGUCACUAGGAAGUAGUAGGCCUAAGCCUAGCUUACUGUGUAGCCUAUGUGUAUUUGUCCAGGAAAAGUAUGCUAUAUAGGCCUCCUUUGAGCGGUAAAAUGGAGACUAAAAAUACAAAUGCAAAACACUGCGUGCGUGACCUAUCCAAAAGCUGUGCGAAUGGUGAAGGCCGUCUUAGGAUAGGUCUAGGCCUACAACAUUUUGAAAGUGAAAUUAACCCUGCACGACUCGGUAGGCCUUACAUACUUCUAUUAUUUCAUAAUAAAUUGGUUAACUUAAAAUGUUAAUUUUUAUAUUCAAACAUGGUUCAAUAUGCUGCUUUUCAGUGCAUAGGCCUAAUCGCACUUUUUUAUAUAAAGCAUCAGUCUGGCUAUAUUGGUCCUUUCAUAUUUGCUGUUUGUUUAUUUUUUGUUUCAAAUGGUGACUCAUUGAAUUGUUUCGGAUAUCCGCCUUACUUCCUGUAUACAGCCUAUCAAGCAAAUAUUUGUGCGCAAACGAUUUUAAGGGAAUAUACGCUUUAGAUGUUGUUUAUCUAAAGCAUGAUCUUCAUCUAAAUUGAAAAUACAUGAAUAAAGUUGCCUAUGACACAUUCGGGAAUUACCAGUCACUUUUAUUUAGCCUUAUGAUUUCUCAUAUAGCCCUACGACUCCCUAUGGCCGCAAUUAGCCUUUUCGGUCCUACGUACCUACUAUACCGGUCGCGUACAGCAAGCCUUACGUUUUCCAGUGCAAACAAGAGGCAUCCUUACGUGUAGUCUACAGAAGGCAUGUAGGGCUAUCAGCUAUGCAAUUGUGACAGGAGCGAAUAAAAAUAUCUCUAGGCUAUGAUGUCCAAGGCUGCGACAACCAAUGGGGCCUAUAGCAGCACCUGCGCCCCCAAACUCCACCCCGCACCCCAAAUCAUUAUUGACUCAAUCAUAUAAUAGUGCCGUUUACUAUGCUCAAUGAAUGUGAAUAUAAGUGUCUCUUAAUUCACAGUUCUAUGCCUGGUAUUAGGACUACUACCCAUUAAGUGCACUUGACACAAGUCUGGCACAAAAGCCCUAUAGGCCUAUGUAUUUAGAGUGCCGCGCUUUCCUGCCAGGUAGCUAUAUCUUUUUUGUUCUAAAAACACUCUUGAUUAAACACUAUAAGCACGCUACAAUAUUGAAUUUUUGGACUGUAAAAAGAGUCGUGGCAAUAAUUUCUGUUUAAACUAUAGUUAAAAAAAAAGAAUUCCUCUCCAUCAUUGGAGUCUUAGCCUAAUUUAGUUACGGGCACCAGUGGUAGUGUAGUUUUUGCUGACGCCAUCAGCUAUUUUGCAAGCUAUUUGUGUAUGUCAAAAUGUACUUUUUUUUGUUUUGUUCUUGUGCAUAUCACUCUGUAAAUCAAGAUUAGUUUAUAUGUAAAUUAGUUUAUAUGUAAUUUAGGCUAUCUUAAACACCCCUAAGCAAAGUGUAUCUUCUGUUCACACCAUAGCCUACAAUCCUGUGUCACCCAGGUAUAGGCUACUGAUGCUGUUGGUAGCUUAGCAGCUUCGUGUUCUCUACUCGUACAAGAUCCGCCAGAGAAAAAAACAUUAUUAAAAUGAUCAUCAUCCUAUUGAGGUAGUUUUAGGCUGCGUAAGCCUGCUAAUGGGGAGGUGACCGCUCUGUACAACCUUGAGUCAAAAUAAGCAAGUAGGCUAACCUAUAGUCAUCGAAGGGAUACGACAUAAGGCAAAUGCCAUUAUAAGGUAGGCCUAUUUUAUUAUUAUGCCUCGUCUAUAUUUUUAUUAAUCUUAUCCAACCACUGUUUUGUUAAAAUCACCAUCAUGGCAAGGUGUUGCUGUAGAUCAGGUGAUGUAGGCCUUCGCGAAUAAUCAAAACAAAUAGGCUACACUUUUUGAAAACCUGGAUCUAAAGAACUAAUGAAACCGCACACACAUUUAAGCACGUAGCCUAUCUCACAGUCAAUCUGGUGCUACUCUGACUCUUUUUUUGAUCUCUUAACCAAAAAGUGCAGUGCAGACUGUGGCUAUUACGACUAAUUGGCUGCUAUAUUGAUUCAAUUCUGACUUUGCAUCAAGAUUACCUAAUGCAAUGUUGAUUUGGUAGUCUGUGCCGUAGCCUAUAUCUUCAGCACAUUAGGCUACAGGAUAUUUUUAUAAAUAGCCUACGAAUCACCCGCUAAAAAGAAAAGAAAGUUGGAAAGGGAAAGAAAGUUGAAGAAUUAUGGAUUAAGAAAUAAUAAUCAGCAUCUUAAUAAAAAUAUGAUGUAGCAUAUAGGCCCGAAUACUAAUUCCAGAGGACUGUACAGGACAAAUUACUUAACGCAUUGUCUCCCCUGACGCACGUGAUUCAGGUGUGUGAUUCAGGCCUAAUUAUCAGGCCCUGGUGUUUUGGUUUCUAACGUCAUCACACCAUCCACGGGACAGCCUGCUGCCCCCUCUCUGUCUCUGUCUCUCCCUCUCCAAAUACUGUCAUACCUCUCUUCGCGAGUCCUGGGCCUAGCCUGAACCACGUCACUGGGCCGCAUUUGUAGUGUAAUUAGCAGUUUAUUGAUUUGAACAAGUGGUGCUUAUGGUUCCCAAUCCAAUCCAUCGACUCUCUAGAAUAUAAAAUUAGGCUCUUUUCUUCCAUUUCUUAAUUUCUUCCUUCUUAAAUCUCUUCAUUAGGAUCUCAGAAAGUAACUGCUGGGUCGAGAGCCUCAUAAAAAAAAAAUAUAAUACAUUAGAUAUUAUAAAGACAAUUAUUAUGUAGGCCUAUACAGUUGAGGGGAAAAAACAAAGCCGAAAAAAUGUCACCAUGUACAAAUAAAAAUGUUUCCCAAGCUGUCAAGAAAUUAUUCAAUAUGCAUAUAAUAAACUAAACCCAAACACAGGCCUUCUGGAAAUGUACGCAUCGUUCAACAAGCUCUACCUGUUUGAAAACACAACUUGUAGCAAUUCACAACUCUCAUAUUUCCGCUGGCAUGACCUGCAUACAAAUAUACACAAUUUAAAAAUACACUGGCGGAACAUGGCACACUCCACUACAGUUUUUGCUUGUAGGCUACUCGCUUUUGUUUGUCCCCCCCCCAUCUUUUUCAUUCACGGCCUCCCCAAGUCUCUUCCCCGUUAACAGCUAUCGUCAUGUGUAUUACUAUUUAAAUAACUAUUGAGCAACUUGUAGUCCGCGUUCAAUAUAUCAAUGGCCUAAACCAAAUCUCACCAUUGAGAAAGAGACCAGAUGCAAUAUACAUGUUCUAAUAUCGUGAUUACACUUUGGGAACAUCAGUGUAAAUAAAACAGAGGUUCAAUUUCCAAAAUGUUAUUUUAUUUUUUCCCUUUCUCUGAUAAGGCUUGCUAUCAAACCACUGUUACUCCAACUGCACAAUUCCUGGAACAGGCUGUUGGCCUUGCCUGAAAACAGAAGUAUUGUGAAAAAAAUAUCCAUGCUCCUAUAAACUUAAUUGUGUCGUCUUACAAACGUAGGGUAUGGCCAGCUUGAAAAGAAAGAGGGCUUAUAUUUCGUUCAAAGGCAGAUGAAGAGGAGUCACCAGCAACAGAUGUCCAGGCACAAUUCUUGGGUUAAAUUUACAUUUCACAAGAAUUGCGUUUGGACAAUCAGGUCCUGGAGCUCUUAGAUGAUCUUUUUACACAGUCAUUAAACCACGCUGAGAGAACAUAAAGCAUAGAGGGCUUUAACCGCUUCAAAGAAAAUAACAUCACAUGCAUGGGUCUAUAAUUUAGCAUAAUUUCUUAUCUAUGCCAGUCUAACCCCUUCUCACUGAACCACGAACCGAUGCAAGCUGAUUAAUUCUAAAUUACAAUAUUAAUAUGGUGGGAGAGCCAUACAAUCAUACUAUUAUUAAAACUAUACUUUGAAAAGUCAAUAAUUCCUAGUUUAAACCUGUUCUGAGCUAUAACAAAAUUAUUUUCGAUUGCUGUUAAAAAGUAAAUAAAAAAUAGUUGUGGUAGCUGUUCUUGUGUUGAGCCACGUAGUAUACCAAGUAAAUAUUUAACCUUAUUUACUUAUAAAAUAACAUACCCUGAUUCCUUUCAGCAUGUAGGCCUAUCUAGAUGAAAGCCAUACCCAGCAUGCUUAAACUGGAUCUGUACACUCUGCAAACCGUACUGAUACACACAAGUCUGUUGGUGCGAUUAUAAGCAAUAUAUUCUAAUCUAUUUCAAUAAAACAUUAAUCGAAACAUAUAGAAGAAAGCAAAGUUAAAGGCACUUUUUGUCAUUCCGUGGCGCCAAACAGCAUCUCCUCGUAAUCUUCGAAUAAUUCGUUCUCUUUCGGCACUUAUACAGGAAAUCUGAAGACUGAAAGGGAAAAUCGAACUAGUUUUGAAGACCGUCUUAAAAGUCCAAGUUGUGGCUUCAAGCCUACGCUUCGCCAUGGCUGCACCUGUAAGGCGCACAUUCGUGUAGUUUCCACAUCGCGUCACCAGAAGAGCUGCAAAAGGGUCUAAUCAUCUGACGUUUGCAAAGACGUUAAACAUUUCUGAAAAAAAAUCUCUACAAGCCCUCAGACGACAACAACAAAACGCAAACGGUUUAGAGUUUAAGGUGAGGUUAAAAGGCAAAGAUGUGGUCCAGAAAUGUUAGUAUGAAUCAGUGAUGAAAAAGAACGCUGUCCGGCGCGCUCCCCGUCUAUUCCCACGACGAGCGCUGUAUCCUCUCUUUAGUACACGCAGAGAAAAUGGUAAAAUGCGAGAAGAGAAGGGAUGCUUUGGGUAGGUCGAAGAGCUUGCAGACCCUGGCGUUGACUUGCUGGGACGGUUCUUAUGGAAUGGCACUUGCUAACUCGCUGCUCUGAAGCCUUUUCUUGAGCGCUCGUAACAAUACCGGUGUUGCCACGACGGAAGGCGAGAGGGAGUGGAGAUGAUCUUCGCUUGGUACUGAAUUUGAAUAACACCACAGGGUGAUAAAUGUCCAUUGUGCGGGAGAAGUAAUGAAUCUCCACUGUCUUCUAUAGCACACAAGCCAGCAGCUGCGAGAGAGGGACCAGCAGCCUCUUAAAGAUACAACAGCCCCAUUUUCUCCCUAAAAGAGAUUACAAUCCAUACACUGUUUAUUCAGCGCCAAAACGUACUGUCAACACUGCAUGACGUUUGUUUUCUGGACUGCCUUUUUUGUGUGUGCAAGUGCAAUGCCGUAACAAGGCACUUGCAUAUAAUGCAUUCGCUCUUAAUUUCUGCAGUAAAAUGCAUUUAUACGUAUAGUAUUGGCUUCAUUAUGUAGGCUACGCACCACAAUAUAGACAGUUUUUUUUUUUUGGUGGGUUAAAUUAUCAUUGUCAUUAAUGCUUAUAAAACCAAUUUUGCCAAUUAGACCGUAUAGGCUUAUGUUUUAUUGGUCUCUUAAAUUUGUUUAUUUUUCUAAAUUGAAAACGAUUUGGUUUGGAAUCUCUUCAUUUUAUUUUUUUUCCCUUUCACUGAAAAGAAAGAAAGGAAAUAUGCUUUUUCAGAUAUCUGACGGACUAUAUUUUGUCACUCUUGUUGUUAUGUAAAGUUAAGAUUGAGCUUGUUUUUUUAUUAUUAUUUUUGUAAGAGAAAACAUGGGAGUGUGCUAUCAAAGUUGUGAUAAUGCUAAUGUUGUGCAAGUGGCAGGUGGAAUAGGACAUUAUUUAAUUGGUUAUUCCAUCACAAAUGAGUAAAUCUAUUUCCUAUUUAUUUUAAUCGUUUAACAUAAAUGACAUAGGCCUACAGUAUACCAUAAUACACAUAUGCAUGGACAUAUAACAUAUGAAUAAAAAGGUGAAAAGUUGCCAUUUAAUGUUGUUAUGCUAUUUAAUGUUUAUGACUUUCUAUAAUCACACAAUAGUUCUAUUUUCUUCUCCCAUUUUUGACUUUAGUGCAUUAGACUUCAUUGUCCAACUGACAUUGUUGACCACCAACUACAGUAAAGCUUCAGGACAUAAUGUUACCCAUAUCUGCCUUACUAUUGGCACACUGACAGGUGUUUCUGACGCAAUGUUAAGCGUUUUGUAUAAUAAAGUGGUUUUCUAGA